Molecule: messenger RNA, 1494 nt
Organism: Coprinopsis cinerea okayama7#130
Lineage: Eukaryota; Fungi; Basidiomycota; Agaricomycetes; Agaricales; Psathyrellaceae
Exons: 3
Coding region: 1-1494 (497 amino acids)
Source: RefSeq, a predicted model, not a curated record
AUGGCUUACAACCAUAACAUGUUCAAUGGCGGCAACGGCUCCCCGGUGGUCGCUCAUGGCCAAAGACCUUACCAUCCUCCAAGCGGUGUUCAGGGCUGCUACUCGCCGUCACUUGGAUACCACGUGCAAGCGGCACCUGCCCGUCUUCCGCAAAGGCACGAUGAGGAUGUCUAUGAGGAAACUGUUGGGCUGCAACCCGCGUUUUAUCCGCCUCAGGACCUUGAUUAUCUCGGUCAACAGUCAACCCCCGCGACAUCGUUUACCGCGCCAAACAUGGACCGACGCGUCCUGCCUUCGGGGCUUCCUGCCAUCUCUUCCUCAUUCCUCCCUUCUGUCUCUCAGGACGUGGCUUCCGGGUCCGGCUCCCCCAUCGUACCACCUGUUCCGCAGGUGUGUGAUGGAUUUACUCAGUACCCAGCUGCAAAGCGGGUCCGGCGCCAAGGCUACCAACGGCAUAGCCAGCUGGAUGCUUCAUGGCAUCCCACUAUUGACAACAUCGACGGUUGGCUUACAGCUUCCAAAGAGCCCAGUUCUCUACCUCCUGUAAUCUCCGUCCCCACUGCCCAGUCGUCCGCAAUCCAGCAAUCUAAAUCCACGCCCCGCACUAUCCCGCAUCAGAAAGUCCCAAAGAACACAUCAUCGGCCUCCGGAGCAGUUUCUACAGCACCUACUGUCGAUCCCAGCUCGUCCACGCCAUCGUCCUCAACCGCGAAAACAAAGGGAAAGGCCAAACCAGAUCAAGCCAAAGGAAAGAGGGAAAAGCGCAAGCGGGACGAUGACGCCGGGGGCAAAGACGUGGGUGUCAAGCCCCUCAAGUUCCACCUAAGCAAUGAGUUCCUUUUCCCCGUCCAUGGCGCUCCCAAGGCGCGUAGACGCAAGACUGGGCCCCCCAAGACGUCACCUUCCAACGCGGAAGCGGACUCGGGCCAGCGAUCGUCGUCAUCAAAAGCAAAGCCUCCAGCAAAGAAGAAAUCGACAAAGGAAGAAGUUAGGCGGGAACCUUCGUCUGCAACAGACGAUAACGAGGAACGGACGCGGGCUUCUACGCCUACUGUGGAGGCCAACUCUACCUCGAAGACUACUACGCCACCCGCACAGAUCUCCCCAAGGACCACAGAGGUCGAAACACCUUCCAUAGCUCCUCCCACCCCCACAACGAUCGCCGAAACACCUUUCACGACUGCGCCGACACCUAGUACUGUGGCAGAUGCCCCUACACCUUCCACGGCACCCACCACGCCUUGCGAUCUGCCUGAUGACCUCAAUCCCAAUGAAGUUGACGCCCAUGACAAAGACCCAGAACCCCACAGCCCAUCCUCUUCGACCCCUGCCAAAGAUAUCGGGAUCUCCCUUGAAAGAGCAUUGGAAAUUCUGGAAGGACUCCUGGAGCCGGAGAAGACAGAGACUUGCGACACAACUGACGCUGAAAAGUUUGCCGCGGAAGUGGAUGCUAUCUUGGGCGUCAGCCAGGAUUCUCAUCCGGACGCCGACUGA